This is a messenger RNA of Penicillium argentinense, 678 nucleotides long. RefSeq lists its product as uncharacterized. The record is from RefSeq and is a predicted model, not a curated record. Bases 1 to 678 code for a protein of 225 amino acids. The transcript is spliced from 3 exons. Lineage: Eukaryota; Fungi; Ascomycota; Eurotiomycetes; Eurotiales; Aspergillaceae.
AUGGAGCACACCUCUAACUCUCCUCCCGCGGGCGAAGCGGCGCCCGCUAUUGCGGGCACCCUCAUGCCCAACCCCGACCAAGGCCAUGCUCCCGGUCAGUGGAGCGUUUUGAUGUGGAUCCAUCUUCCCGAUGGCCACUCCCUGACUGGCUGGACCACCAGCCCUAUAAACCAGGGCCAACUGAACGCCCUGCUGGCAGCUCCUCCGACCCAGCUGCCCAGCUACGUCCGGACCUGGUCGCCUGGCGUCGUCCCUGGGGGCACGCAAAGCCACAGCCAACCCUCGGCUCGCCUGGCUCCCCAAGCUUCCCCGGCCAAUGCUGCUGCCCAUCCAUGGAACGCUCACAUUGAACACUAUCUUGGCGAGCGUCCUGUGAAUGGAUACCCUGUCCGCGUCAUUCUCGUUGGGGCGAACUUCACCUGGCGACCUUUCUCUUUGGACAAUGUGGACACCAACAGCUUCGCCCGGAAGAUCAGAGAGUUCUACCGUAAUGGAUCUGAGAUUUCGGCUGUCUCCUUCCAGUGCAACGGCUUCCCGAAGCGCAUGGUUAAGCUGGGCAUUAUCGACGAGUUCGAGAUAAUGCGAGAGGACAUGGAGGCCAUGGCCGCCCAUGUGCCCUACCGCGUGGACGUGUACGUGCACCCUUGGGAACCCGUUGGCCCCUUCACGCAGAAUUGA